AUGGAUGUCAUUGUUCCUAUAGAGCCAGCCGCUUCUAAUGGACACAGAUUUAUCUUGGUUACCAUUGAUUAUUUCACCAAAUUUGGAGUGCUAGAAUCCAUCAUUACUGAUAACGGUGCAAAUCUCAACAGUCAUUUGAUGAGAGAGAUAUGUGAGCAAUUUAAGAUUAUUCAUCGAAAUUCAACUGCUUAUCGCCCCCAAAUGAAUGGAGUUGUAGAGGCCGCCAACAAGAAUAUCAAAAAGAUUUUGAGGAAAAUGAUUGACAAACAUCGAGGUUGGCAUGGAAUGUUUCCAUAUGCUUUAAUGGGUUAUCGAACGACGGUCAGAACAUCGACUGGUGCUACUCCAUACUUGCUAGUAUAUGGAUCAGAAAUAGUUAUACCUGCUGAAGUUGAGAUACCGUCCUUGAGAAUCAUCCAAGAAGCUGAAGUGAGUAAAGCUAAAUGGGUUAGCAAACGGAUUUACCAACUAACUUUGAUUGAUGAGAAGAGAAUGGAUGCAGUCUGCCAUGGCCAGUUAUAUGGACAGAGAAUGACUCGUGCCUUUCACAAGAGAGUAAGAGCCAGAAAUUUUGAAGUUGGUCAGUUGAUUCUUAAGCGUAUUUUCCCUCAUCAAGAAGAGUACAAUGGAAAGUUCGCACCAAACUGGCAAGGUCCUUACAUGGUUCGAAAAGUAUUAUCUAGAGGUGCUUUGGUCCUAUCAGAGAUGGAUGGAAGUGUAUGGCCUAAACCUAUCAACUCAGAUGUCGUCAAGAGAUACUACGUGUGA
This is a messenger RNA of Solanum lycopersicum (tomato), 768 nucleotides long. The record is from RefSeq and is a predicted model, not a curated record. NCBI's taxonomy places the organism in Eukaryota, Viridiplantae, Streptophyta, Magnoliopsida, Solanales, Solanaceae.